AUGCAAGUGGUGCUUGGAGACGACGACAUUUACGAGGAGGAUGGGGAUGAGCAGUUCAUCAAAGCUGAACAAAUCAUCGUCCAUCCAGAUUACAGGCCUGAUUACUUGGAUAACGAUAUCAUGCUCGUCAAACUGAAUGCCAGUGCUGAACUUUCCACACGUGUUGCACCCAUCACCUUGGGCUCUGGAAGCCCAGUUCCUGGUACUGAGUAUCAGAUCUCAGGAUGGGGCUGGACGACCCGCUCAGGAUCAAACCACCCUGACGUUCUGCAGUGCCUGAACGCGCCAAUCCUAACGGAUGCUGAACGUGAAGCAGCUUACGCAGGACAAAUCACUCCGAGGAUGAUCUGUGUUGGAUUCUUAGAGGGCGGCAAAGGCUCCUGCCAGGGGGAUUCCGGUGGCCCAGUGGUAUGUAAUGGGGAGCUCCAGGGCGUUGUUUCGUGGGGCAUCGGAUGUGCUCUGCCCGGUUACCCUGGGGUUUACACCAGAGUCUGCAACUUCGUUGGCUGGAUCCGUGAUACCAUUGCUGCUAACUAAAACAGCCAUUUCUCCCCUUGUUUCAACAAGCUGGUUUCAUUUCCAACUCAUGUAAUUCAUCUUGAAAAAGAACAUAAACAAAUAAAUAGA
Molecule: messenger RNA, 627 nt
Organism: Elgaria multicarinata webbii
Lineage: Eukaryota; Metazoa; Chordata; Lepidosauria; Squamata; Anguidae
Product: serine protease 1-like
Exons: 4
Coding region: 1-537 (178 amino acids)
Biological process (GO): proteolysis
Molecular function (GO): serine-type endopeptidase activity
Source: RefSeq, a predicted model, not a curated record